Lampris incognitus (smalleye Pacific opah) is the source of this 4885-nucleotide messenger RNA. RefSeq names its product nicalin (gene ncln). Gene Ontology annotation, cellular component: endoplasmic reticulum membrane. NCBI's taxonomy places the organism in Eukaryota, Metazoa, Chordata, Actinopteri, Lampriformes, Lampridae. The record is from RefSeq and is a predicted model, not a curated record. The transcript is spliced from 15 exons. Gene Ontology annotation, biological process: regulation of signal transduction. The coding region runs from base 83 to 1816 and encodes 577 amino acids.
AAAACGAGCUGUCAGUGGUGGAUUUUCCUGACAGCCAAAAUUUGAAUUAGUCUCUUGCUUUGCUCCCAGCACAACCGCUACGAUGUUUGAAGAGGCUAGUGAGGUGUUUGACAACAUGUUUAAAUCAUCGUUUCCCCUGACGUUCAUUGUGUUCAUUCCCGCGGUGCUGAUUUUGGUGUCGCCGCUCCCGGCCGAGGCGGCGCACGAAUUCACCGUGUACCGCAUGCAGCAGUACGACCUGCAGGGACAGCCCUACGGCACUAGGAAUGCCAUCUUGAACACAGAGGCUCGUACUGUAGAGGCAGAGGUACUAAGUCGUCGCUGUGUUAUCAUGCGGCUGGCAGACUUCUCCUACGACAAGUACCAGAAAGCUCUGCGCCAGUCAGCGGGGGCUGUGGUUAUCAUCUUGCCCAAGAACAUGUCCGCAUUGCCUCAGGACAUAGUACAGCAGUUCAUGGAACUGGAGCCAGAGAUGUUGGCCACUGAGACCAUUGUCCCUGUCUAUUUCGCCAUGGAAGAUGAUGAGCUACUGUCUAUCUACACUCAGACCCAGACCUCCUCCUCUUCCCAGGGGUCCUCCUCUGCAGCUGAAGUACUAUUGCAUACAGCCACAGCAAAUGGCUUUCAGAUGGUGACCAGUGGGGCCCAGAGCAAAGCUAUCAGUGAUUGGGCCAUCACCAGCCUAGAGGGUCGUCUGGCUGGGGUUGGAGGAGAGGACCUACCCACUAUUGUCUUGGUGGCUCACUAUGACUCAUUUGGUGUUGCUCCGUGGCUGUCCUAUGGAGCAGACUCUAAUGGUAGUGGGGUGUCCAUGUUGCUGGAGCUGGCACGUCUCUUCUCUAAACUAUACACCUAUAAGAGGACACAUGCUGGGUACAACCUGCUAUUCUUUGUCUCAGGAGGGGGGAAGUUUAACUACCAGGGCACCAAACGCUGGCUGGAGGAUAACUUGGAUCACACAGACUCCAGUCUUCUACAAGACAAUGUGGCAUUUGUAUUGUGUCUGGACACCCUGGGGAAUGGAGACGCUCUGCACCUCCAUGUGUCCAAGCCUCCCAAAGAGGGAACUCCUCAGCAUGCCCUGCUCAGGGAGCUGGAGAUGGUGGUGACCAGCCAGUACCCAGGGGUCAAGUUCUCCAUGGUCCACAAGAAAAUCAACCUGGCGGAUGACACGCUGGCCUGGGAGCACGAACGCUUUGGGAUCCGGCGCCUGCCGGCCUUCACUUUGUCUCAUCUGUCCUCCCAUCGCCUGGCGCAACGCACCAGCAUCAUGGACGUGCGGUCAGUGUCCCCCUCCUCUCGCCAUGGAGCGGGAGAGCCCCCUGCUGGGCCUCAUGUUGACCUCAAGAAGCUUAGCAGGAACACAAAGGUGGUAGCAGAGGCACUGGCCAGAGUCAUCUACAAUCUCACUGAGAAGGGUGCCCCAGCAGAUCUGCAGAUCUUCACUGAGCAAAUGCAAGUCCAGGAGGAGCAGCUGUUCUCGAUGGUAGACUGGCUGACAGCCCAGCCGCGUGCCGCCCAGCUGGUAGACAAGGACAGCAGCGUGGUAUCCACCCUGGAGUAUCACAUGGGACGCUACCUCAAGGAUGUCAAGAGGCACUACGUGAAAGCUGACAAGAGGGACCCAGAGUUUGUAUUCUAUGACCAGCUCAAACAGACCAUGAAUGCAUACAGAGUAAAGCCUGCUAUAUUUGACCUGCUGCUGGCUGUCUGUAUCGCAGCCUACUUAGGAGUGAUGUAUCUGGCUAUCCAGAACUUUGGUGUCCUCUACAGUGUUGUCCGUAGAAUCACCCAGCCCAAGACCAAGGCACACUAAGCCACUUCCACUUCCCCCUUUUCUCCGCCAGACUCCAUUUCUUUUCCUCAAGUCACCAACAAGCUCUAGCCAAUGAGAACACAAAGGCUGGAAACAACAGCUCCUGUGGUGCAUCUGUGAUGGCUUUUUGAGCCACGUGUAUCACCCUUCCCUCUCCCCGAAACAGAAUAUGAUGUCAUGUCCUUUCUUGCUGCCGACUUUAUUCGCCCAUCCAUAAACAUCUCAGCGGUCAACAUAUUCAGGACUUAUGUUUUGGUCUUCCUUUUGUCAGUAACAAAAAUUUAAUAUCAAUUUGUUUUUGAUCAAAAAUCAAAAUCUGGUCUUGUCAGCUGUUAUUGUAGCUUUGUCUGAAGUGAACUGAACUGAAGGUCUUGGAGUGCCAGAUAGGUGUCAGUGUGUGCUGAGAAUACUUCACCUUGAUUAGCCUUCAAAGCAGAGCCAAACCAUUUGGCGGAAACCUAUCCGGACCUCCACAUCCCAUUUGCACGGAUCAUUCUUCCUUCCUGUUCUUUACAAGUUCUAUCGACCUGAAAUGGGUUAAGUCAGUCAGUCUCAAUGGCAGCUAGAGUGUGAUUAAACUACAGAAUUACGCCUGGAAUCGGCAUUGGAGUGUUUUGUAUCACUAACCCCCCCCCCUUUUUUUUAAAAUUAAUUUUUAAAAAAAUUAUGUGAAAAUGAUUCCACUCCAACUCUGAGAUAGUUUACACAAUACAACCUGUCUCAAUGAAAUGUGAAAUAGUGUGUAGUUAACAUGAGUGUCAUGAUUGCCUUCAGUGAUUUUUACAAAUGAAACACGUGGCGUUGAGUGGGGGGAAACAAAUCCUUGCUGCUGUACGCAUCAAUCCCCCCUCCACCAAAUAUGAUUAUGGUUAUAGAAAUUAAGCCAGUGGAUUUCAAAUUGAUCAUUUUUGUUUUUGCGUCACGUUUUCUUGGUGUUGCAUUUGUUUUCUUUACAGUCAUCCUUUGUGACUUGAUGUCUUAUCUAUUUGACUGCUCAGUCGCAUUGGGCCUGAUUCAUCAUUCGUUUGUUCUUACACACCCAUGGGAUUUUUUUAGUCAUGAGGUUUGUCUCACAGACCAGUGUAGAACCUGGGUAACCCCUUAAUUGGAUUUUGAUAUACUCUGUUGAUUCCCGAAGGGAAAUUCUUCUCUGCAUUUAACCCAUCCUAGCUGUGUAGCUAGGAGCAGUGGGCAGCCGCCGUGCAGCACCCGGGGACCAACUCCAGUUCAUCUUGCCAUGCCUCGGUCAGGGGCACAGACAGGAGUAUCAACCCUAACAUGCAUGUCUUUUCGAUGGUGGGGGAAACCAGAGCACCUGGAAAAAACCCACCGCAGACACGGGGAGAACAUGCAAACUCCACACAGAGGACGACCUGGGAUGACCCCCCCCCGGUUGGACAACCCCAGGGUUCGAACCCAGGACCUUCUUGCUGUGAGGCGACAGCGCUAACCACUGUGCCGCCAUGCCGCCCAAUUUAGACACUACCCAAUUUAGACACCAAUUGGCUAACACUGAAGUCUCUGCAAGCAUGGGUGAUGACUUGUUGCAAGAGGUAGGCAGUAAAGGUUAGGGGGAAGGAAAUACAAAUAACCAUCAGGCUUUGCUUCGCACCGUCAGACAAUAUUCAGAGCUAAAAAAAAUCCCAUGGGUGUGUAAGAACAAAUUCGUACGUACAUAUGAACGAUUGAUGAAUGAGGCCCAAUAUUGUUUUUAAGUUUUUUCUUCUCUAAACGGUGAAUCAUCUGAAAUUGACAAUGUUGACAUCCACUUAUCUGAAAUUUGUCAUCCAGCGUAGAUCACAGGUCACAUUCUACAAAUGUAUUUAUCUGCUUUAUCAGAGUAGGUACAUGUCCUUUGUGCGAGGUAUUAAUGAUCUACUGAGCCGAUGCCAACACAUUAUAGUAGUAUGAAAAUAUCCUCCCCUUUACUCCUUUAUUCCCCAUUUCUCAAUGGACGGCUCCCAGACCAGAGCCCCCGUCCGUUCAACCUGACCUUUGGAUGGAGUUUAGAAAAAAAAAAAAAUCUCAAUCGGAUGUCAUCUUGAAUUUUUAACAGGAUUAGAUUGUCUAGCCUGUUCUUUACUUAUUAACACUGUGGAUGUUGUUUGACAGUAAACGACACCGAGAUGUUGGGUCAAAUGGGGGGAAAACGAAAUAUUCCAAGUUUGACACACCUCAUGGAAAUUUGGAAGAUACCAAUACUGGUAUUGUAUAUCAUAUCUGUAUAACGGGCUAAAAUGGAGAAUCGGUAUCGGUCAGUCUGUUACCCUAAAAACCACGAGUAACAAUGUAAAUAAAAGCAAAACCGCCUGAUUUAUUGCAUUUUGGGCACGUUGGAAGCCAGUAUUUCCUUAAUGGUGGGGGGGGGGGAUUCUGUUGCAAUUAUUCAACUCAUUGAACCCAAACUGAUGGCGUACAUCUGCACCGUUCAGCUAAAAUAACAACUCAGACCGGUACCCGGUAUCGGCCCAUACUUAAAAGAUUCGCACCUGGAAUCGGCAGUGACAGUGUUACAUUGCUGUUGAUGGUGAAAGUCAGCGUUUUGCCAAUCCUGCAAAGCAUUCAUGCUGCAAACGGGGACUCGACUAAAUGGUUGCUCCUGGUGUUCGUUAGCUGUAGCGUGUGUGUGUGUGUGUGCGUGUGUGCGUGCGUGCGUGCGUGCGUGGUUUUUUUGGCAGCAUUGGCAGCUGAUGAGUGCGUGACGCACGAAACAAGCUUGUACUGAAAUGCACAAAAGUUUUGUUUUUCCUACAUUUAUCUUAAUAUAUACAUACACAUAUAUACACACAUACACACACACAAUAUAUUUCAUGUGUUACUGCACGACUUUUGGCUCCCUGCCAUCAUUGUAACUAGGAAAAAAGGACUGGUUAAUGAAUGACCUACGCAAGGGAAAUAGUGUGUGGUACAACCCUUUUUGACUUAAUUUAUUGAAGCAGACAAUGCUUAUCUCUGCACUGAAUUGAACGCUCCUAUUUCUUCUGUCUGAAAUGUCUGAAAUUGUCCAUGACACUUGAUCCUUGCAUUGAACAUGACAUCGUUUAUGUACAAUUUAAAAUAAAUGAAUUU